AUGCAACAGGUGAAAGACAGUCAGCUGGAGCUGGUCAUUACCUCCAGUAGAUUGAACAGACUUACCAAAGAGGCCAAUGUGCAGAAGAAUGGCACAGAUGCCAGCAUUAUGAUGGUACCUGCACAAGGCAGUUUUGAUCUCAGUGAAGAAGUGCAUUACCUUACUGGAUUAAAGGUGUUCUUGGCCUCCAGCUUAUGGAUUCCUGUUAGCGCAAUGGUCAUCUCUCUCUUUCUUGUUGUUCUUGACCAAACCAUCAUUGCAACUGCCAUUCCUUGCAUUGCCUUUGACUUCAAUGCCCUCAACUUGAUCAUGUGGAUUGUCUCUGCAUACCUCAUCACUCAAGCUGGACUAUUGAUGCUCUAUGGGCAGGUGCUUCUGAUAGCACCCACCAAAUGGGUGUAUAUUACUGCCAUCACACUCUUUGAGAUUGGAAGUCUAAUUUGUGGUGUAUCACCCAAUGUCAAUGUCCUUAUUUUUGGGAGAGCAUUUGCUGGUAUUGGUGCAGCAGGGAUCAUUGUUUCUAUCCUCAACAAGGGGUCGAAAUCAUGCCCCUCCAACAGCAUCCCCUCUUAUUUGGCAUGCUCAGAGCAGUCUUUGCCAUAG
Messenger RNA from Dacryopinax primogenitus, 603 nucleotides. RefSeq lists its product as uncharacterized. The transcript has 3 exons. The record is from RefSeq and is a predicted model, not a curated record. Lineage: Eukaryota; Fungi; Basidiomycota; Dacrymycetes; Dacrymycetales; Dacrymycetaceae. Gene Ontology annotation, molecular function: transmembrane transporter activity. Gene Ontology annotation, biological process: transmembrane transport. The coding region runs from base 1 to 603 and encodes 200 amino acids.